AUGGGUGUCAGCUAUUCCAUCGCUCAUAGUGUGACAUCAGACGUGGAUACAAAGCAACCUAAAGGUCACGUGUUGAAGAAUUAUACCCCUCGUCUUCGCCAAUCGGUGAAACGACCCACCCCGUUCCAACCAGGUCAACUGAUGUCGAACUUUAUGGUCAAGUGUAACAGCAUAACAAAUCACAUGAUUUGUACGACUAACGAUCCCUCAGCUGAGGAUUGCCGCCGUGCGUGGACUGCUUCUGACGGGGUAAAUCGAUCUACAUCGACGUCCAUCUCAACUCUCCCGGAGAGGCUAGAGCUUGCAUGUUUUGAUAUUGGUCCAACCGUCGGGACAGGCUCCUAUGCAACGGUGUGUAUUGCUAGUCUGAAGUCGGCUCCCGAGUGCCACCGCUCUACUUUUGCACUGAAAGUUCUGCACAAGACAAAGGUGAUCGCUGAGCGCCAGGUAGUCCACCUUCGGAACGAACGCCGAAUACUCUCUGCGAUCAAGCACCCCUUCAUAGUCCAAUACCUUGGAAGCUUCCAGGAUGAUGUAAACAUAUAUAUGCUGCUCGAGUACGUCUCUGGCGGGGAGUUGUUCAGUUACAUCUAUAAGUAUGGGGCCUUAGGACACACAGUUGCUCGUUUUUACACCGCUCAGGCGGUGCUGGCCAUUGACUUCCUACACUUCAAGGGCAUAGUGUACCGCGACCUAAAGCCAGAGAACAUGCUGUUAGACCGUUUUGGUCACAUACGUCUGGUAGAUUUUGGCUUCGCCAAGCAAGUAAAAAACAAGACUUACACUGUCUGUGGCACUCACGACUAUCUCGCUCCCGAGAUAUUUUUGCGUUGUGGUCACGGUGUGGAGGCUGAUUGGUGGUCUUUGGGUGUGUUGGUGUACGAGAUCCUGACUGGCGCUCCGCCGUUCCACGCUUCAGACCCCUGCGCUACAUACGACCUUGCACUAGAGAACUGCGUCCGUUUUCCCCGUUCGAUAAGGUUUGAAGUUAAGGAUUUCAUUCGCAGGUUACUCGUAGUGAAUCCCCGUAAACGUCUAGGCGGCAACAACAGCUCUGAACUCUACUCCCACAAGUUUUUCAGGGGACUUGACUGGAUGAAGAUGCUAUCCAAGCAGUUGAAGCCCCCUAUAGUUCCGCGCGUAUCUGGAAUCGCGGACACCACCAAUUACAUGAAUUAUCCUGAUGACUGGCGUGCUCACAAUGCCAGGAUAACUGCAGCAGAACAGGACGAAUAUUUCAGCGACUUUUAG
Molecule: messenger RNA, 1251 nt
Organism: Babesia sp. Xinjiang
Lineage: Eukaryota; Apicomplexa; Aconoidasida; Piroplasmida; Babesiidae
Product: cAMP-dependent protein kinase catalytic subunit PRKX
Exons: 1
Coding region: 1-1251 (416 amino acids)
Biological process (GO): protein phosphorylation
Molecular function (GO): ATP binding; protein serine/threonine kinase activity
Source: RefSeq, a predicted model, not a curated record